AUGGUACAAGCAAACAAGUUUUUCUAUUUCACUCUAUUAAUUUGGUUAGUCCAGUAUUCCUAUGAGGUAGCUACAUCUAGCACAUCAUGGAAUAAGAUAAUCAAACUAAAUAAUAUAUCAGAUGUAAGGGUAAGUAGAUUAUUAUACGGAGAAACAGAUCUAUAUGAUCAACAGAGAUAUCAAUCCUUAAAAGAAAAAGCAAAGCAUAUAGAAAAGGAAGAUGAAUAUAUUUUUGGAAAAAGACUAAACAAAUUAUUACAAAGUGAUGGUAUAAAGGAACAGUUUAAAAAAAAUAUGUAUAAUGAAGAGCUUCAAAAAACAUCUGAUUCAUUAAAUUUUAAGGAUAAUUCGAAUAAUUCUUAUGAUUCUUUAACAUCUAUUGAUUACCUUGAAGAUGUUCAUGAUGAAAUAAAAGGAGAACCAAUUCGAAUGAAAUGGUAUAAGUCAAAAGAAAAAAGUGUGUCACCAUUAACAAGUAAUCAUCACAAAAUAGUAUAUCCACCAUAUAAAAGAGGAAAACAAAAAAUUUUAUAUCCUGAAUAUAAAAAAACAAAUAAAUUUAUAGGUAAAUAUGAUAAACGUAUUACUAAAAAAAUGAUUAAUAUUUUUACUACAAUUAUUCUAUUCAGCUCUGUCACCAUAUUAGUAAUCCUGAAUUAUCGAUCUCCUCAAGCUGUUCUAGCAUCAUGCGCUUUAUUGGCGUUAUCCAUAUUAUAUUUACAUUUUAAAGGAUUUAAAAAAUUUAGCAAGAGUUCUAAUAUUUAUAAUAUACAUAAUAGAUUUUCUCGGCCCUUAUAA
Molecule: messenger RNA, 798 nt
Organism: Plasmodium malariae
Lineage: Eukaryota; Apicomplexa; Aconoidasida; Haemosporida; Plasmodiidae
Product: Plasmodium exported protein, unknown function
Exons: 2
Coding region: 1-798 (265 amino acids)
Source: RefSeq, a predicted model, not a curated record